AUGGGGUAAGUCUAUGCUUCAGAUUAUGUUGAAUUGUACUCAAUAAAUCCAAACAACCAAUCUUUGCAUUAAUCGGUUGAGAAAUCUAAAAUAAAUGAAUCCUUACAUCAUGCAGUACCUCCAAUAUAGCCUAAACCAAAACCAAGUUAAAUCAAGAGUGCCAACAUAGAUCAGAUAAAAGGACUAAGGAUCUAUAUAUCUUAAGAGAUUACUAAUGAAUUCCCUGACUUAGAUCCUACUUCUUAUGAAAGACAUGAUAUAGUCGAUGGAGAAUAUUAUGGGAGAUUGCGUGGUUCCAAUAGAGAAGGGGAUGGCGUCUUAUCUAUCAGAAGGAAGCCAAUGUAGAAGGGAUAGUAAGAAUAAGAAGAAGUCUACAAGUUUUUUGGAACAUAUCGAGACGGUUAAGCUGCUGGCAAUGGAUAUGCUAUUUUUAAUUAAGAUUACUCUUAUUGGGGAGAGGUCCAAAAAAAUGAAAUUAAGGGAAGAGGGAUCCUUAAAACCAAAGACAAUUCAACUUAUUAAGGGAUCUGGGAUGAAAGGAAAUUGAAAUAUGGCAUUCUUUAAACAUAACUCUAUAAAUAUGUGGGAUAAUUUAAAGAUGGUUUAAGAGAUGGAUUAGGAGAAUGUCAUUAUUCUGAUGGAACAGUCAUUAAAGGGAAUUGGAAAUAAGACAAUCUAUCUGAUUUAUGUCAAAUCCAAUAUCCUGAUAAUAUUGUGUAUAGCGGAUAUUUCUAUGAAGGAAUGAAACAUGGAUUUGGGCAUUUGAAAGAAGAAAAUUAUGAAUAUUUUGGUGAGUUUGAUCGCGAUGUUAAAAAUGGUCUAGGUCUAUUGAUUUAGCCAGAAUAAAAUUAGAUAAAUUAAUCUCAGCAUAAACAAAAAUAUACUGAAUUAAUGUAUUUUGAAGGAGUUCAAAAAGGAUUAUUUUGUGAAUACAAAGAUAAGCAAAAGAAAUAAUGGUUUGAAAUUAAUGAUGAUGGUACAAUUGAAAAUUUAGAUUUAAUCACUGAAAAGAGAUGCUUAGCUGAACUUUUAGGGUAGGAAAAGAGUUUAGAUCAGUAAAAAGUAUUAAUGCUAUUCUAAAUAAAGGCUUAAUUAGAGAAGAACAUUUAAGAAAUGAUAUGGAAUUUAAAUGAUAUCUAAAACAAUUAGAAUCACUUAAUGUCAUUAGAAAAACAAAUGGAUUCACAAACAAUUAAAUUAGGCCAACUUGCUUUAUAUUAAGAUUGGAUUGAACAAAAUAAAUAGUGA
This is a messenger RNA of Paramecium tetraurelia, 1248 nucleotides long. RefSeq lists its product as uncharacterized. The record is from RefSeq and is a predicted model, not a curated record. Lineage: Eukaryota; Ciliophora; Oligohymenophorea; Peniculida; Parameciidae. The transcript is spliced from 6 exons.